Molecule: messenger RNA, 978 nt
Organism: Rhea pennata
Lineage: Eukaryota; Metazoa; Chordata; Aves; Rheiformes; Rheidae
Gene: GABARAPL2
Product: GABA type A receptor associated protein like 2
Exons: 4
Coding region: 131-484 (117 amino acids)
Biological process (GO): cellular response to nitrogen starvation; macroautophagy; autophagosome assembly
Cellular component (GO): autophagosome membrane; autophagosome; cytosol
Molecular function (GO): ubiquitin protein ligase binding
Source: RefSeq, a predicted model, not a curated record
AAAUCCCGCCUGCCGAGCCGUGGCCGCUGUUGUUGUUGUUGUUGUGACAGGCCCGGCACGAGCCGCCGCCCGCCCGCGCAGGGGCCCCGCCGCCGUCGCCGGCCCCGCUCCCGCCCAGCCCAGCCCCGUCAUGAAGUGGAUGUUCAAGGAGGACCAUGCGCUGGAGCACAGAUGCAUCGAGUCGGCAAAAAUCCGAGCCAAAUACCCUGAUCGUGUCCCGGUCAUAGUGGAGAAGGUCUCAGGAUCUCAGAUUGUUGAUAUUGACAAGAGGAAGUAUUUAGUUCCAUCUGACAUCACUGUGGCCCAGUUCAUGUGGAUCAUCAGGAAGAGGAUUCAACUGCCUUCUGAGAAAGCAAUAUUCCUCUUUGUAGACAAGACUGUCCCACAAUCCAGCUUAACUAUGGGACAACUUUAUGAGAAGGAGAAGGAUGAAGAUGGAUUCUUGUAUGUUGCCUACAGCGGAGAGAACACAUUUGGUUUCUGAAUCCUGGGUCUUGGCUACUACACCAUCCUGCUGUGUAUCUUGUAAAUAGCUGAUCAUUUUCUGUUAUGACAUCCACAGAUGUUCCUUCUAUAUACAUGCAUUUGUAACUGGAUUUAUUUCCUAAUAUACUGAUAGGUCUUGUUUUAUUAGACUGGUAAAUUAUCAACAAUUUUAUUUUGUUGUGCAUUUUUUUUUCUCAUGGCUGUGGAUCCCCAGAGUCUCACUCCUUUGGGGUAUAUGUUUAAUGACAUUGAUUAAAUAACAAAGCAAAGUGAUUGGGCUACCAAAAGAUGAAAAGGAGGAAUAUGCAUUUAUUCUGAUUUUGUGUUGAGGUGUUAGUUUAGCAAAAAUGAAAAUGUUAAAUUAGUAAGGGGAACACUGGCUUUGCUAGAUUAUUCCAAGUAGUAGAAAGAUGCUGAUCAUGUUGAAUUGAGCUAAUAUUUUCCUCUUUCUCCAUUAACAAACAAAGUACAAUAAAAAUUCCUCCCCACAAA